AUGCUGAGGGCACGUCUGCCUGGGUAUCACGCACAACGUUGCCCUCCACCUCGGCCCGUAAAGGGAUCGUGGGUGUUGGGUCGGAUAUUGGCCUCCCCUGUGCAUCGGCUUGCGGCCGGCCUAAAUGUGAUUCGGUAUCGACGCAUGUCGCAACAAUUGGUGGUUGAAGAACUCAACUCGCACGUUGUCGUGCUGGACUGCGUCGUUCGGCUUGAACGUGUUGACCCCGACGAUGCUUCGCACUUCGACAGCGACCCCAAGUCAGGCAGGAUUACCCGCACUCAUAGGAAUUUUUCGAAAUCGGUUGAAACCCGCGUGAACAACCAGAAUUUUGAGAAGAUUUAUGUCCAGGGUGGCCUCAAUGUAAAGCCGCUGGUGCCGGAAAAGAUUGAUUUGGAUGAAACCCUAGCAAAAAGUGAUGGAGAUAGGGCACAGGUUAUUGAUGGUCCUUAUGGUGUAUAUGGGGAGAACUCGAAUGUGGUCGAGGCCGUGAAGGCUGAUAACAAGGAGUCUGAGGUUGAGAAGGAGGCAUGGAGAUUGUUGACGAAUGCGGUUGUGACGUAUUGCAAUAGCCCGGUUGGGACAGUGGCCGCUAAUGAUCCCAAUGACAAGAUGCCUCUGAAUUAUGAUCAGGUGUUUAUAAGGGAUUUCGUUCCCUCGGCCCUAGCUUUUUUGCUCAAAGGCGAGGGGGAGAUAGUUAGGAAUUUCCUCCUGCACACCAUGCAGCUACAGAGUUGGGAGAAAACGGUGGAUUGCUACAGUCCAGGGCAGGGAUUGAUGCCAGCAAGUUUUAAAGUUAGAUCUGUUGCUCUUGAUGAUAACAAGUUUGAAGAAGUUCUGGACCCAGAUUUUGGGGAGUCGGCUAUUGGCCGUGUGGCACCUGUUGACUCUGGAUUGUGGUGGAUCAUUUUAUUAAGAGCCUAUGGGAAGAUCACUGGUGACUACACAUUACAGGAAAGGGUCGACAUUCAGACUGGAAUGAAACUUGUUAUGAACUUGUGUUUGUCCGAUGGCUUUGAUAUGUUUCCGACUUUGCUUGUAACCGAUGGAUCCUGUAUGAUAGAUCGACGAAUGGGUAUUCAUGGUCAUCCUCUAGAGAUUCAAGCAUUGUUUUACUCAGCUUUACGGUGCUCCCGUGAGAUGCUUACCUUAGAUGAUGGAUCCAAGAAUUUGGUGAGGGCCAUCAAUAAUAGACUCAGUGCAUUGUCAUUCCAUAUCAGAGAAUAUUAUUGGGUGGAUCUCAAAAAGAUCAAUGAAAUCUAUCGUUAUAAGACAGAGGAAUAUUCCACAGAUGCUACUAACAAGUUUAAUAUAUAUCCUGAUCAAAUUCCUCAUUGGUUAAUGGAUUGGAUUCCGGAGAAAGGUGGUUAUUUUAUUGGCAAUCUGCAGCCGGCUCACAUGGAUUUUAGAUACUUCACACUAGGAAAUCUCUGGUCCAUAGUGUCAUCGCUGGGUACUCCAAAACAAAAUGAAGCUAUAUUGAAUUUGAUUGAAGCAAAAUGGGAUGAUCUUAUUGGUCAGAUACCUCUUAAGAUAUGUUACCCUGCCUUGGAGUCUGAAGAGUGGCGAAUAAUAACUGGCAGUGACCCAAAAAAUACACCUUGGUCAUAUCAUAAUGGUGGAUCGUGGCCAACACUUCUGUGGCAGUUCACAUUGGCAUGCAUGAAGAUGGGUAGGUUGGAUUUGGCCAAGAAGGCAAUUGAAACAGCUGAAAAAAGACUUCAAGUGGAUCGCUGGCCUGAAUAUUAUGAUACAAGGAAUGGGAAGUUUAUAGGAAAGCAAUCCCGAUUAUAUCAGACAUGGUCAAUAGCAGGAUUUUUGACUUCUAAAAUGCUGUUAAAAAAUCCAGAGAUGGCUUCGGUUUUAUUCUGGGAAGAAGACUAUGAUCUUCUUGAAACUUGCGUCUGCGCUUUGAGCAACUCCAGCCGGAAAAAGUGUUCCCGCAUUGCUGCCAAGUCUCAGAUUCUGGUCUGA
Fraxinus pennsylvanica is the source of this 1974-nucleotide messenger RNA. NCBI's taxonomy places the organism in Eukaryota, Viridiplantae, Streptophyta, Magnoliopsida, Lamiales, Oleaceae. The record is from the annotation of a GenBank genome assembly.